Messenger RNA from Camellia sinensis, 411 nucleotides. The record is from RefSeq and is a predicted model, not a curated record. NCBI's taxonomy places the organism in Eukaryota, Viridiplantae, Streptophyta, Magnoliopsida, Ericales, Theaceae.
UUCCAUGAAUUCAUAUAAGGAUAACAAAGAAUUAUCACAUGAUAACAACAUAAAUACAUACAUGAAUGUACUACUAUGGGCUUGGGAGUGAGGGUCCUAAACUCCUAGGAUGAGGCUUUCAUUGACCACCAUUCAUCAAAGAUAAAACCAGCAAAAUAUAUGGAGCCUCCCCUUUCUCUUUGAGCAAACAACAGAGAUAGAGAAGCAAGUAAAAUUAAAGGAGAUACUAGUACUAUGGCACUGAGAAUGUGGGCUUCUUCCACAGCUAAUGCACUUAGACUCUCUUUUGCUUCCAAAUCUCAUCUCUCUCCUGCCUUCUCUCUCUCUAGAUGCCUCUCUACUGUUCUAGAAGGGUUGAAGUAUGCAACUUCACAUGAAUGGGUGAAGGUUGAAGGCCCUGUGGCUACUAUU